AUGGAUGCACAAAGGCACUCACAAGCCCACAAUGAUAAUGAUUCAAAAACUAAGUAUCCGCACUGUAAGACUACACUUGCCAUUGAGAAACAUGCUUCAGAAGUCUAUACAAACUCUGUAUUCUAUGAGUUUCAAGAUGAAGUGCAUAAAGGUUGUUUUUCUUGUGAUAUUGAAGAUUUAAUUAAAGAAAAUGAACAGGAAAUUACCAUAGUGAAAGAAGAUGAUCGAAGAAGAACCUAUGAGGUGGUGUUUAAUUGCACUACCAACGACACAAGAGGCUCUUGCAAGAUGUUUGAAAGGAAAGGAAUUCCAUGUAGACACAUGUCUUCAGUUUGGAAGAGAAAGAGGUUAGAAUUAAUUCCUGAAAAAUAUGUGCUAAAUCGAUGGACUAAGAUGGCAACAAAGAAGCCAAUCUUAGGCUUCGAAGGAAAUAUUAUGGAGCAAUGUGCAAGGAUGGUGGAUAGGAAGAAAAUUUUGAAUGAUUUAUGGUCAGAAAUUCAUAGUUGUGUGAGUUUGGCAGAGGAUAAUGAAGAAGAUCUUAGUGAUCUUGUGAAAAGCAUUCACACACUAAGGUUGGAGUUAGAAGCUAAGAAGAGUGGAAAUGUUCCUCCACCUAGCAAAACUCAAGACAUAGAGUUCCUUAUUGGAGCAACUGCUCCAAUUGAGACCUUGAUCAAACCACCUAAAAUUUCAAAGAACAAGGGAAAUGGUCCUAGUGGGGAAAAAGCUGCAACCAGUGGCACCGGAAGUGACAAAAGGUUGAAAGGAGACAAAGAGAAGGCUAUUGAGCAACAACAAAAGAAGAAGAGGGUAUGUCGGGGAUGCGGGGAGCUUGGUUACCAUGAUAUCCGCAAUUGCCCCGAAAAGCUAUCUUCAUAA
Spinacia oleracea (spinach) is the source of this 879-nucleotide messenger RNA. RefSeq names its product protein FAR1-RELATED SEQUENCE 2-like. Gene Ontology annotation, biological process: regulation of DNA-templated transcription. The coding region runs from base 1 to 879 and encodes 292 amino acids. NCBI's taxonomy places the organism in Eukaryota, Viridiplantae, Streptophyta, Magnoliopsida, Caryophyllales, Amaranthaceae. The record is from RefSeq and is a predicted model, not a curated record. Gene Ontology annotation, molecular function: zinc ion binding. The transcript has a single exon.